This is a messenger RNA of Naegleria gruberi, 2281 nucleotides long. RefSeq lists its product as uncharacterized. Bases 1 to 2064 code for a protein of 687 amino acids. Gene Ontology annotation, cellular component: endoplasmic reticulum. The transcript has 5 exons. Gene Ontology annotation, molecular function: oxidoreductase activity; iron ion binding. Gene Ontology annotation, biological process: lipid biosynthetic process. NCBI's taxonomy places the organism in Eukaryota, Heterolobosea, Eutetramitea, Acrasida, Naegleriidae. The record is from RefSeq and is a predicted model, not a curated record.
AUGUCUAGCAUUGAAUUACCAGUCUAUGACUGGUUAUUAUUCAGAAAUGAUGAGUUUUUGAAUCAGGGCAGUACUGUUGUUUCCACAAAAUUAUCUCAUAAUCAAACUUUUAUUAGUAGAGGGGAUCAACUUUAUGCAAGAUAUGAAUUUGCAGAAUUAAAUUAUGAUGUUGCUAUUCCAUUCUUUGUAAUUUUGAUAUUGGCCGAGAUUAUUUCUCAAUUUAUUACUAAAAAACAAUUGUACAGAAUGAAUGAUAGUUUUUCAAGUUUGGCAUGUGGUGUUACCCAACAAUUGAUUGGCAAAUUACUCACCAAUUAUUUGUUUCGAACCAUUCCUUAUGCUUUUUUCUUUCAUUUAUUUCAUGGUGGCAGUGAGAGAGCUCUUGUUUCUUCCUUCACUGAUAUUGGAAUGAGUUCUUGGUACUGGUGGAUGGUUUUGAUAUUUUAUGAUCAUCAAUACUAUUGGUCUCAUAGAUAUGCUCAUGAAUGGAAUAUCGGAUGGGCAGGUCACAAUGUACAUCACUCAUCGGAGGAAUAUAAUUUAACUUCAGCCCUCAGACAAGGAGCUUAUCAAGAUUGUACAACUUUUUUAUUUUACAUUCCAAUGGCAAUAGCUGGAAUUCAUCCUUACUUUUUCUCAAUUCACUCAAAUAUUAAUUUGGUUGGUCAAUUUUGGUUUCACACCAGAGCUAUUAGAAAACUACCAUCUCCAUUAGAAUGGAUUUUGAACACUCCUUCUCAUCAUCGUGUACAUCAUGGUAGAAAUGAAUAUUGUCUAGAUAAGAAUUAUGGUGGUGUUCUCAUAAUUUUUGAUAGAAUUUAUGGUACUUUUGAACCUGAACAAGAAAUGGAAACUGAAGACCCAAUCAGAAAAGAAAAAUCAAAUGUUGUUUAUGGUCUUACCACUCCACUAACUACAUUUGAUCCAAUUCAAACACAAAAUCAUUUGAUAGUAUCAAUCUUGCAAACCUGCAUGGAAAUAUCAUCCAAAUCUACACAUUCAGUGUUUAAAGGAAAAUCUCAAUUAUUCAUUUGGUGGAAUAGAUUACAAGUUAUUUUCAGAGGACCAGGUUGGAAUUGUUUCACUCAAGGUUGGUAUGAAUGUCCAAAAGUUUUAACACCUCCAAGUAAGAAUCAAAUGUACGAUCCUCAAACUAAUCCACCAUUUGAGAAACAUUUGGCAACUAUACAUUUUGCUAUUACAUUUGUAUUGUACUUGUUGCAUAUGGAGACAAACUUUGACAGUCUAAUCAAUCAAUUAUCCCAACUCUUAUUCAUUUACCUCUCACUUUCUAGUAUUUCAAGCAUUUAUGAGGACAGUUCUUCAAAGAAACUACAUGAACUGAUUAGACUCUCUUUCUCAAAUUUAUUCUUACUCUUUAAAUAUUAUGGUGAUAAUAAUUGGAUUGGUAGAAUGUUACCAGGUUCUCAGACCACAAUAAUAAAAAUGCAGAAAGCAAACAUGGAUAAUACUGACUCGGAAAGUACAAGUGGAAAUUUUAACAAUAAUAACAAUAUUGGAGGAGUAACAUCAGAGCAACAAAAGAAACAACAACAGGAAGUUAAAUUUACCAAUUCAAGGGAUUAUUAUAAUUACAAGUAUAGUGAUACUCUUGCUCAUGAUAAUCAUUUAUCGGGUGCAACUGCUAUCAACUCUAAAUAUUCAUCCAAUCUUCCUCUCAUAGUAAAAUAUUGUUCCAAAGAAUGGAAAGCACUUCAACAAAAGAAGGGACAAUUAGAAACAACAGCAGAGGAAAGACAUCGAAAUUGGUUUAAUUUCAUCAAUUGUAUUGGUUCAAAUUUUUGCUCUAACACCGAAUACCCUCACUUUAAAGAAUGUAUGAAGGAUUUUAGUGAUAAUACUACUAGUAGAAAUGUACAAGGUAUUUCAUCCAAUAAUGAUCCAAUAAUGGCUCAUCAACAAUUAGUAUCAAUUGAAUCCCUCACCAAAAAUACUCAAGAUCAUGCAAAACAUUUAACUUCAAAAGAAAAGAGAAUUGAAUGUUUACAAAUGAUGAAAGCUUGUAUUUCUAGAAUAUUUCCAUCAUCAAUUACGCUUGAUUAAUCAAAUUUAUUUGGCUGAUAAUGGUUGCAAAAUAUUUUAGAGAUCUAAACCGAAAGAUCAAUUGAUUUCAUGCAUAUUGUAAUAUUUACAAGUUAAAUACGUUAGAAAGAGUAUUGCUACAAAGAAUUAGUAGAGAAAUUAGAAAGAGGAAAUGAUAAUAAUCAAUCAUCUUCUUCCUCACCUGGCCUUUGGAAUAAUGUAAUUUGCUUUUCUCUUC